Messenger RNA from Effrenium voratum, 1782 nucleotides. The record is from the annotation of a GenBank genome assembly. Lineage: Eukaryota; Dinophyceae; Suessiales; Symbiodiniaceae.
GUUACCCUGUUUGUUGACCCACACCCGCCUUUUGAUUCAUCCGCUAGCCUCAAAUCCGUCGGUGCGCGAUCCGUCCGGUGAUAAUGUGCCAUGGACGACUUCGAUGUGGACGCCGACGUGCCGACAGACCGCGGUCGGGACGUCCAGGAGACCUUGGAGACACAGGCUCCAGCCAAUGAGCCUGAGAUUUGGGCGAUGGCCAUGGCCUUUCUCACCAACAUGCAGGUGACGCGCCCGGAGCUCCUGCGGGCUGUGCCAGCGCGGUGGGUGCUGGCGCGGGCAUGGUCCAUCCUGGGCAGCGCCUCGUACGUGGCAGGCCUCUACGAGGCAAGCGUGCCAGUGACUCAGAUCCAGGAGUUCUGGUCCCACUCCUGGCAGGGCAGUCCCUGGAAGAAGGCUCUCACGCUGCUGGUCGCGAAGAACGGCUUGGCCAGCCUGGUCGGCAGUACCUUGCUGACGAUGCUCUUCGCCGGUCUCUUUGCGCUUGGGUGGCUGCCGGGCUAUGCCAAGGACCUGACUCAGGAGGACGGCGACUUUCUGAACUCAGUUUGGUGCUUGGCGGUGGGCGCGGUCUCCAGCUGCAUUCUAGCACUCUUGUGGCGGCCGCCGGGGCUCGUGUUUCUGGACCGCGUGUGCAUCGACCAGUCCACGCGCACGGCAAAAUGUGAAGGCGUGUUAAACAUCGGCGCGUUCCUGAAGAACUCGAUCACCAUGGUGGUCAUUUGGGAUCCUACCUACGUCAAAAGGCUUUGGUGCGUCUUUGAGCUGGCAGCGUACCUGAAGAGCCAUGAAGACGAGCGAAAGGCAUGUUGUACUGAGCCUGCCAGAAUGUGUCACUUCCAGCAAUGGUCAGUAUUUAGCAUCUCCUACAUGAGGCACACGAACCAAAGCACCACGAACGCUACAAUCCCAAGAAUCCCGUUGUGGGCGCAGGGCAAGCUGGUGGUGCUCCCAUCCUUGCUGGGCCCUUGCAGCGUCGCCUUUGCUCUGGGCUGCUGCAGCUUCAUGGCGGUUCUGCUCAUCGUGGAGUUCGCCAGCCCCAUCGCCGGCGUCGCCGUCCUGGUUCUAUUGGGCACGGCGGGCUUCUACUUGGCGGCUGCGCAGUUCCGAGAGAUCUACCGGGAUCUCGACUCCAUGCAGGCACAGAUGAAAGAGUUUGAGGUGGACAAGGCCGAGUCCUUUUGCUGCAGUUGCAACCACUUGAACUCCAAGGGUCAGAACAUAUUGUGCGACAGAGAGCUCGUGAAAGCGUGCAUCAUCUCGUGGUUUGGCACCAUCGAGAGCUUUGAAGAAGCAGUCCGAUCCAAGGUCUUGCCUGCCAUGUCUGCUCACCUGCGCCACCCCUUCUCCUACCUCUCGCUGGUGGGCGUGUUGUCACCCCUCAUGUGGGGCACCGCGGACGCGGUGGCGGCGCAGUUGCGCAAUGGAAACGAGCAGUUCGCCGCGUACUACGCCAUCAACGGGCUGAUGUGGUGGCUGUUCGGAAUGCCGUGCCUUUAUGUCGGCUGGAACAUGUUGGUCUUCCGAUGCCGCCGGAAGCGUGCUGCGCUGUGGAAGGACGUGCUCACGAACCUGGCGAUCAUGCCAGCCAUCGCAGUUCUCCUGUGUCUGCAAUACGGAGUGGGCUACGUGUUCGCCAUCCUCACGCGGAAUCGCGUGCAGGGGGUGUGCAUCUACACCGCCGUCAUGGCAGUUCUCACCCUUGUAAUCUUCUGCCGCAGAAGGUAGGCCUGCACCUCAAGUCGGUACAUCUUACUGCCCGAGUUCCUAGACUUGAUUUUU